Phaeoacremonium minimum UCRPA7 is the source of this 732-nucleotide messenger RNA. Its product is annotated as putative maintenance of ploidy protein mob2 protein. The coding region runs from base 1 to 732 and encodes 243 amino acids. NCBI's taxonomy places the organism in Eukaryota, Fungi, Ascomycota, Sordariomycetes, Togniniales, Togniniaceae. Gene Ontology annotation, biological process: signal transduction; cell division; positive regulation of protein phosphorylation. Gene Ontology annotation, cellular component: nucleus; cytoplasm. Gene Ontology annotation, molecular function: protein kinase activator activity. The transcript has 2 exons. The record is from RefSeq and is a predicted model, not a curated record.
AUGACCCUAAGCGCAAGGCCGAAGACGGUUGAGCAGGGGGAGUGGAUCGCCCAUCAAGUGGUUGAACAUUACCGCAACCUGUGGCAUUUUGUCCGUGUAAUCUACGAGAAGGAGGAGAACGGCAUACCGAUUUGCAACUCCUCAGCCUGUCCGAGGAUGUCGGCCGGAGCAAACCACUCGUAUACCUGGCUGAACAGCCGGUACGAGCCCAUCGAGCUGCCCGCCUACGAGUACAUCACGCUCAUGCAGCGCUGGAUCUCAGGCAAGAUCGACGACAACAAGAUCUUCCCCACCGACCCGGCAGGCGUGUCCUUCGCGCCGAGCGCCAACACCGGCAACGCCGCGCCGCCGCUGUCGCAGCUCACGGGCGCCGCGGGCGGGCCCGGGUCGGAGGACUGGGUCGGGCGGCGCAGCGGCUUCCCGCGCGAGUUCAUGAGCAUCUGCCAGACGGUGUUCCUGCAGAUGUUCCGCGUGUACGCGCACCUGUACCACUCGCACUUUGUCGAGCCCUUCUACCACCUGAACCUGGAGAAGCAGCUCAACAGCUGCUUCAGUCACUUCCUCCUCACGGCCACGGCGCUGGACCUGCUGCGCCCGCACGAGCUCGAGCCCAUGCAGCCGCUGAUCGACCUGUGGGCGGCCAACGGCACGUUCCCGCCCGAGUCGAAGGCGUACCAGCUGGCGAACGUGCGGGCGGGCCAGCGGCUGCUGCAGAUUGGCGGUGUUUCUUGA